AUGAAGUACGAUGGGACCAAAGAUUCCCGGGAACACCUAACGACCUUUGAGGCCGGGAUGAACCUGAAGGAUGUCGGUGACGCAGUAAGGUGCCAAGCCUUUCCAGUAAUGCUAACGGGUCCCGCGAUACGGUGGUUCAACGCACUCCCGCAGGGGUCCAUUACGACUUUCUUGGAUAGAACUCAUGGGUUCCUAGCGCAGUUCACCACGCGCAUUGCCAAGGCCAAACACCCGAUCAACCUUCUGGCAUCACCCAGAGAAAUGGAGAACCAACCUAAAAAUUUCUGGACAGGCUUCAAUGACGAAUGCAUGGAAAUUGACGGCCUGACCAACUCGGUAGCCAGCCUGUGCCUGAUGAAUGGUUUGUUGAACGAAGACUUCAGAAAACACCUUACUACUAUGCCCGUCUGGACCGUGCAGGAGAUCUAA
Molecule: messenger RNA, 429 nt
Organism: Arachis ipaensis
Lineage: Eukaryota; Viridiplantae; Streptophyta; Magnoliopsida; Fabales; Fabaceae
Source: RefSeq, a predicted model, not a curated record